This is a messenger RNA of Botrytis cinerea B05.10, 1683 nucleotides long. RefSeq lists its product as hypothetical. The record is from RefSeq and is a predicted model, not a curated record. Lineage: Eukaryota; Fungi; Ascomycota; Leotiomycetes; Helotiales; Sclerotiniaceae. The transcript has a single exon. Bases 58 to 1305 code for a protein of 415 amino acids.
GAAAACAAUCCAGUCACACAGACUAUUUCCUAGAGAAAAAAAACAGCAACUACACGAAUGUUGAACUUUGAACUCAAGGAGGUCUCAUGGGAUGAGCGUGUUGGUUUUGGAAUUGAAUUCGAAUUCGCCCUUGCCACUGUUCCAUUAGGAUCCAAAGAUCCGGAGCCAAAAGAGGGUCGUGAAAUAAAUUCAAUCGAUGUUCCUAUCGAUUCUCCCGGAACGGAUCCCAACACGCUCUCAGAUAUCGAUCGCCAACUCAAUGUUCAAUUGCACAUCGUCAAUACAUUAAAAGCUAACGGGUUUCGAGCUGCGUCUCAAAUCCAGCUAGAACGAGAUGGAAAAUCUUGGGAAACCGGCAAUUUAGAUAAGGAACCAUACCCGAGUGACAUACUAUGGAUGAUCAAGCACGAUGACACCAUUCAAUUUCCAGUCACCCUUGUCGAUACUUACAAAUGGUACAAAAUCGAAAUAUGUACACCGGCACUCAUGUUUAGCCCAUGGAAUGUUCGUCACGUCUGGGAUAUUCUCUCCAUCCUGACACACAAGUACCGGCUGAAUUGCAACCAAUCAUGUGGUUUGCACAUUCAUGUUAGCACUGCAAAAAAGGAUUUCAGUCUAGAUGUGUUGAAGAAUCUGAUGGGUUUAAUCUUCACAUUCGAAAGACAGCUGGAGCAAUGCCAUCCCUCGCAUCGAAUUCCAAACAAACAUACAUUUCCACUUCGCGAUCAUGCAAACAUCAACAACAACUUUGAACCAGGGGCGAACUUUAGCUGCAGUGAUAGAAAUUGGAAGAACAACAGAGUACUCAAGAAAGUGCGGAAGCGAACAAUGCCCAUAGUAUCGCCGCCUGUUCGCCCUGAAAAGGAGUCCUUAGCAGCGAUAUUCAACGCCAAGUCCAAGGCGGAAGUUGUCAAGAUGCUUAGGACGGACGAAGACGUUAGGUUGGGUUAUAAUCUUCAAUUUCUUAAUGAACCCUAUCCAGACCCCUUUAAACACACGAUUGAAUUUCGACAACACGAAGCGACUACGGUUCCGAUACGAAUAGAACGAUGGCUUAAUAUCUGUUGUCGUUUGGUUGAAAUCGCGCGACAGACGGCUAAUGCAUCGGCUGAGGAAAAGGAGAUUUUUCAUACGUUUUUGCUCGAUCACAUAGACGACGAUGUGGACGAUUUCGGGUUGGUCGUCUUGUUGGUUAACUUUGGGUUGAUGGAAGAGGCGGGAUAUUAUGCUUUGGAGAUAGCUCUUAAACCCGAACGGAGGCCGCUGAGGAGAAGCAUGCUGAGUUCGACUUCUGCUGUACAAUGAGGCUACAACUGGGAAACUUCGGUCUUGGAGGAGGAAGGUUUUUGUACGAGGUUUUAUUGAUUAGUGAUUUCAAAGAUGUGUAUAGUCAUCCCCCGGAUAGACGAUGAAGCUUUCACGGCGGAGUUCGUUUUGCGCUAUUUAAGGUACCUGACCCGAAUCUAUGGAGAGGGGGAUAUGUCACUGCCAUUUAUCUCCUGGUAAAUUAAUUACAUUCUGUAUUAUUCGAGAUUGGAUCUAUUUCUGUUCGAUGUGGGCUUGCUACUGGUGCCCAAAUCGAUUUCCAAUCGUAAAUUUUCAUGCUAGUUUUUGACGUGAAAUUUCUUUCUGCCAUUGCAACUCGGAAUCAAGGCCAUGUCCGAAUUAAAAUUUUCAAGAGCA